AUGACUUCGCUUACUUCAUUCGGACCAACUGUUGUUGACAAGCCAGUUCUUUCCUCCAGCAGCCACUUCUUACGCCAAAGUACUCAACCUGAUAUAAUGGUAAGGACCACCCCCUCAGUUCAAUCCUCUAAACACAUCUUCCAUACAUACUCUCAUCAGCUCAGAGAGAAAAGUGGAUAUUUCGAUAAAGCACUAGACUCUAUGGAUUGGGCAUUAAGAGAACACCUUCCCAUAUCUCUCACCGACAUCGAAUCCGACGUGUUUGCACUUGUAUUAAAAUAUAUACAAAAUGAGAACAUUGAUAUCAAUGCACUAGAUGCUCAAAUGACAUUAGACCUCCUCGUAGCCGUAUGUAAACUACGAAUUAAAGGCAAUCUCAUCGAUCUGUUGGACACCCACUUCCAGAUCACCCACGGCCGCUGGCUACAAGAGAAUCUCAACCUUGUCUACAAUUCACUCAAACCACAUUUCAAGCAGCUGACUUACAUCUCCUCAUACUGCGAAAUACUCUUCAGCAAUUAUCCGAUCGAAUUUAUCUUUGCCAAAGACUUUACACGUCUCACCAAAGACACGCUAAUAUCACUGUUCAAGAAUAAUCUACCCAUCAGCGAAAUGGUAAAAUGGAAUAAAGCGUUAGAGUGGGGGAAAAUUCAGGCCAGGCUCACUGAGUGUCCGAGAAUAAUUCCAGAAUCUGUAGAACAUUGGAGACCAAUACAUUUCCAUGCAGUGGGAAAGGAAAUUGUGGAAGUAGUGGUAUACAUCAAGUUUUGGGAUUUGCAAUAUAACGAAUUUAUGACUCACGUCAGGCCAUUCAGCAAAAGCAUUCCCAGAGACAUAUACCUUCGCGCGUUACGUGUACAAAUAAAGGAAAAUAGAAGAGCGCAAACACAGUCGGUAAUAACAGAAUCAGGGUUACCCUCCAUCAAAGUAACGGCGUCCACACCAACUCUUGCCUCGAUAGAAAUGAAGAGAACAAAGAGCAACUCAUCAGACAUCCAUUCGAACAGAUCGACUCUCUGCGGAUCCGUCACCAGUGGAGCUACCACAAUGGUCGGUACUGUCAACGAAGAAAUCGUUUUAGAUGACGCGAACGUUGUUUCUUACAUCGGCAACGAAGUAGAAAAGGAGAAACCUGCUGAUGGAGAUGGUCUUAAAAACGAUGUUCAGACGCGUAAACAGCGUCGAAGAAGACCCAAGAAUAUCAAACCGUUGGUAUCCAAGAGCAAAAAGGGUGAUUACGAUAUCAUUGAUAAAGAGAACGCUCAAUCUCCAAAUAAUAUCGACAAUGAGAAUACUCAGUGUUCAAUGAAGGUCGAUAAAGAAAAUGGUCAUUGUCCCAAUUGCAUUGCAAAACCCAAUUCCGUAAGACCCUCGCGUAAGCACAAACGUCUACUCGAGCGCAGCAGCACUGUACCCGCUUCUGGUCUCGGUGCUUUCCUUGUACAUGUGAGAACGAACGACAACAGGGAAAAGUUAUUGCUAGUCAAGCAGCGAUCCGAUACAGAUGGAAACGGAAGUAUGGGAAGAGAAUCUGAAUAUAUAGAAGAAGCAGAGAUUGUAGAAGAGGUGGAUGGCGUUAUGGUGAUUAAAGGUGGUGGCGCAAGCAGAAGUCGAAAGGGAAGAAAGCGUAGAAGAAAUGAUGGCAAUACAAAGACUGGAAAGAAACCUCACAGCCCGAGUGAAGAAGACAUUACUACUCCUACAAAGGAUGUAUUCCAAAGAAAAUUUUCGAGUUCUAUUAUUACAAACGUGCAUCCUUUCGUCCAAGAAGACUCAACAUGCGUAUCUUCUCAUCAACACAGUCUGAGAGCUCCACCUCGCCCGAAACGGGAGCCUACCAGCAAAAACUUGAAAUGCAUCACGUCAAAGGGUAGUAAUGAUUGCCACUAUUCUGACGAAUUCGCACUUACUCCUGGAACUAGUGUGUACCCACAUGAUUUAAACGUAUCGUGCGAGUCGGCACAUUUGUUCGAACAAGAAUGCCUUCCGUUACUAGCAUCUUGGAUCGACGAGUCUUUGGGAUUAGGCGAUAGUCAUGAAUAUAAACAAAGACAGCAACGAAUUCAUGAGAUUACAGACGAGGAAGACUGUGCACAGACUCCAACAUCUGUCUACUUUUCCGCGCCUUCUUCUCCAAUAUCGUCGCCCUUUGAUUUCUUCCCAUCUUCCCCGUUCUCGAAAGCUUUUUCUGAUGACCAGUCACCUCUACCAUCUCCACUCGCCCUCCCCCGCAUGCCAGUCCCUGCGCAUCAACACGUCUCGCGACUUCCUCAGCCAAGCCUAACGAUUCACCUUCUCUACAACACUGCUCUUCACUCUCCAACUCUGUCGGCCUUCCAUCCAAGACGUGAUAAUGUAGGCGUUACAGCAACAGUUGUUGAACCCCGUCUUUCCUCUGUCUUCUUCGGAGGAUAUAAUCCAUUCUCAAGAUCGUCUCUACCUGAACACAAGCGCAAGAACGCUCGCAAUACGGGUGUGUUCUCAAAGUCUAAAGACGAGUUAAACUACCAAGAGAAGGCGGCUGUCAUCGGAUCAAGAGUGUGA
Paraglomus brasilianum is the source of this 2544-nucleotide messenger RNA. The record is from the annotation of a GenBank genome assembly. Lineage: Eukaryota; Fungi; Glomeromycota; Glomeromycetes; Paraglomerales; Paraglomeraceae.